UAACCAACGAGGAGCCGUAACUAGUAUAAAACCGGACCAAAUAAUAAACACCGCACACUGCAACUGUACGUUUAGUAACGUGAUACUAGUGAGAAAUUUUGUGAACAAUGUUUUCGUUUAUCGCGUUUUCGUGUCUCGUCGUUGUGGCUACAGCAGCUCCUUAUCACGGCGACGUCGGAUAUUCCACCUACGAUGCCGUACCUCGCUACCAUUUCAACUACGCCGUCAACGACCCAGUGACGGGUGACAACAAGCACCAGUCGGAAACCCGCGACGGAGGCUACGUCAGGGGUUCGUACUCUCUAGCUGAGCCCGACGGCACCGUGAGAGUAGUCGACUACACCGCCGAUCCCGUAUCGGGCUUCAACGCGAUCGUCAGACGGAUCGGCCAAGCGGUUCACCCACAGGUCGCCCGACCAGUCGUCCAACCCGUUGUGACUCAGUACGCGCCUAUUUCACACGCGCCUAUUUCACACGCACCCAUUUCGCACGCGCCCAUUUCACACGCGACAUCUUUCGCGACCAGCAACAGCGGAUACGACAACUACAAUAACGUCGGAUACGACCAAUACAACUGGGCUAGCGGUUUGUCUCACGAUGGACUCGGUUACAACGGACAUAUUGACGGCUCAUGGAAUCUAGGAGGCCACGGGCACGGAUACUACGGACGCUAAACGCAAGACAGCAGGGCAUGUACAAUAUAGUCAAUAAUAAACUAUUGCUUUUCCGAAAGUCGAACGUUAAGGUAAUUUGUGUGAAAACAAUAGUUUAGUUAAGGUAGGCAUUAUGUAAUUAUGACCCUAAAUUAAUUAAAAUAUAUGUACAUAUUGCGUGAAA
Colias croceus (clouded yellow) is the source of this 837-nucleotide messenger RNA. RefSeq names its product cuticle protein 7-like (gene CPR57). Gene Ontology annotation, cellular component: extracellular matrix. The record is from RefSeq and is a predicted model, not a curated record. NCBI's taxonomy places the organism in Eukaryota, Metazoa, Arthropoda, Insecta, Lepidoptera, Pieridae. Bases 108 to 674 code for a protein of 188 amino acids. The transcript has 3 exons.